This is a messenger RNA of Lucilia sericata (common green bottle fly), 2664 nucleotides long. RefSeq lists its product as uncharacterized. NCBI's taxonomy places the organism in Eukaryota, Metazoa, Arthropoda, Insecta, Diptera, Calliphoridae. The coding region runs from base 1 to 2664 and encodes 887 amino acids. The record is from RefSeq and is a predicted model, not a curated record. The transcript has a single exon.
AUGUCUUCGCUUUCGUUUAAAAACACUGUGGCAACAAACAAUUUUCAAGGUUUAAAUGAAGCGCAAACAUCGAGCACUCACGGCAUAUCAAGUAUCCCAACGUUUGGCUCCCAACAGGAAAAUAUAGUAAGGAAUAACAACUCAUCUAUUUUAAAUGUUGAUCCAGUGAAAGCUUUUCAAUUUAGCGGCCCCACUAUAAAUUCCCAUUCAGGCUAUCCUCAUGUUUCUAAUGUUAAUAAUACAAUAAGCAAUGGACAGAACCAAAGUUUUCUCUCUACAAAUGUAAAUCCAUUCACACUUCCUUACGGUUCGUUUAAUCCGACACAAACGCAUGCAGUGCCUCGUCUCUCCUCUAUACCAUUAACACAUAAUUAUUUUAAUUCUUCAAUUCCUCAUUCUUCUAAUGCAUUCAACCCGUCGUUUUUACAACAAAAUAAUUCUUUUCAGACGCCGGCGUUUAUGUAUAACAAUAGUAUGCCUGCGUCAACUAUUCUGCAAUCACAUACAAAUAACUUAACAGCUGAUGUGUCGUUAUCCACGUCGCAGGUUGCAGCACGUCAAGCAAUUAGUAAAGAUUUACCAAAUUUUUGUGGCAAUCCAGAGGAAUGGCCAAUUUUUAUAACCAACUAUGUGCAGUCGACGGAGAGGUGCGGAUUUACAGAUCAAGAAAAUCUGAUACGUUUGCAAAAAUGUUUAAAGGGGCAGGCUUUAGAAGCUGUGAGAGGCAAGCUGAUGAUGCCAGCAACUGUAAACUUUGCUAUUGAAACUCUACGCAUGUUAUAUGGAAGACCAGAAAUAAUUCACCAUGCUUUGCAAAUAAAACUUAAAGAACACAUACCGGUGCGAAAAGAUAAAUUGGAUACUCUUAUACAACUUGCCCUUGCUGUACAAAACUACAGAACAACAAUGCAGGCAAUGGGUCUUGGAGAUUAUCUUAAUGAUCCAAUGUUAUUAGAUGAUUUAGUUCAGAAAUUGCCGUGUGAUUUGAAAUUAGAUUGGGGUCGAUAUCGUUGUUCUUUUCCAAGAGUCGACAUUAUCAUUUUUGAUGGAUGGCUAUAUAACUUAGCUACUUGCGCAUCCCACGUGACUACAUUUACACCUACAAACAUGGAUGAAACAAAAGGGUCCGGGAAAGAGCGUCUACAUUUACAUGAUACAGUCGAUAAAAACACUAAAAAUUAUAUAGCUACAAUCUCUUGUUUAAAAUGUUCUCAGAGUCACCGUUUAGCUGAAUGUCCAGAAUUUCUGUCUUUAUCCGUAAAUGAAAGGUGGAAUUUUAUUCGUGAAAGUAACCUAUGUCUGCGCUGCUUUAAAAAACAUUCCUUGCGACGCUGUUUCUCAAAAAAACAAUGUGACGUGGACAAUUGUAAAAUGCCGCAUAAUCCUCUCUUGCAUAAUGUGAAUCUUGGUCAACAUCAAAAUAAGCCUCAAGAACAAAGUGCAAACGAAAACUCGUCGGUUUUAUUUCACAAAAAAGAAAAUAAGUCACUGUUUCGUUAUGUUCCGGUCACACUCUAUGGGAAAACUCAUUCGUUAAAUACGUUUGCUCUAAUUGAUGAAGGUUCAUCGUGCACCUUAAUCGAAAACGAGCUUGCAUUAGAGUUAGGCUUGGAUGGGCCUGCAGAAGAGUUAUGCUUGCAAUGGACGGGUGAUAUAACACAAACCGAUGAAAGCUCAAAAAAGGUAUAUUUGCAAAUAUCACCGCGCGAUCAGGUCGCAAAUAAAAUGGCUUUACACAAUGUACGAACUAUUUCCAAUCUCGACCUUCCUAUACAAACACUCACAAAAGAGGACAUCGCUCAAAACGAACACCUAAAAAAUAUUUCCAAUUUGUCAUACACGUCAGUGAAAGCAAAACUUCUAAUAGGGCUGGAUAAUGCAAAACUUUGUGUCCCAUUGGAAAUUAGAGAAAGUGCAAACGAUGGAUUAAUUGCCAUAAGAUGCCGAAUCGGUUGGGGCGUCUACGGCCGCCAAUAUACAGGUUCUACUUCUCCUAAUAGAGUAAUGCAUGUUUGCCCUUGUAAUGUGUAUGAUCGCAUGGAUGAAUUAAUACAAAAUUAUUUUUCUCUAGAUUCAAUAGGAAUAAAAUUAAAUAUUAAUCCACUUCGUUCCAAAGAAGAUGAACGAGCUAAAUCUAUUAUGGAGUCUACCACAAAAUACAUUGCUGAGAAAAGGUCUUGGGAAACCGGUUUGUUGUGGAAAUAUGAAACCAUAUGCUUGCCUGAUUCAUUACCUAUGGCUCGUCGUAGAUUGUUUUGCUUGGAGGCUAAAAUUAACAAAAAUGACAAACUUAAAUCCUUCUUGGUUGAAAAAAUAAAAGACUAUGAGCGAAAAGGCUAUGUUAGAAAGUUACAGAAAAAUGAAAUUUCUUAUGGUGGUAAAUCAUGGUUUAUUCCAAUUUUCACAGUGAUAAAUAAAAAUAAAAACAAAAUUCGCAUCGUUUGGGACGCCGCAGCUGCAGUAGAAAAUGUUUCUUUAAACUCCGUGCUUUUGAAGGGCCCAGAUUUAUUGAAGUCAUUAUUGGGCGUAAUUCUCCGUUUUCGUGAGAGGCCAAUUGCUAUUGCUGGUGACAUUCGAGAAAUGUUUCACCAGAUUCGUGUUACAAAGGUGAUCAAAGUGCCCAGCAAUUUUUAUGGCGUGACGGUGAUACGUCUCGGAAAAUAG